Molecule: messenger RNA, 1873 nt
Organism: Homarus americanus (American lobster)
Lineage: Eukaryota; Metazoa; Arthropoda; Malacostraca; Decapoda; Nephropidae
Product: innexin inx2-like
Exons: 5
Coding region: 104-1189 (361 amino acids)
Biological process (GO): phototransduction
Cellular component (GO): gap junction; plasma membrane
Molecular function (GO): gap junction channel activity
Source: RefSeq, a predicted model, not a curated record
CACGCACUACAACAGGAGUAUCAUUCCGCCGUCCGCCCGAGAAGGGUGACUGCUGACUCCAAAUAUUUUGUGCUAGUGUCUUAGUUAAACACAAACCGCCACCAUGCAUGAUGUAUUCUCCAGUAUUCAGAAUCUUAUGAAAAUAGAUUCCAUUCACAUCGACAAUAAUAUUUUCAGGCUUCACUACAAGGCAACGAUGUUCAUAUUGGUGGCGUUUAGUUUAUUGAUAACACAGAGACAGUACUUUGGUGACCCCAUCGACUGUCUGGUAGAGGGUGUAGACCAAAAUAUCAUGGACACGUACUGCUGGAUCCACUACACCCACACCAUCCCUUCCUUGACGGGGGGCGUGACGGGCUUGGAUGUGGCUCACCCGGGUGUCGCUUCUGAUGCAAUCCCCGGCCAAAAAGUGAAGCUUGAGGUUAAGCAUCACAAGUAUUAUCAGUGGGUUGCACUCUUCUUAUACUUACAGGCCCUCAUGUUCUACAUUCCUCGGUACUUAUGGAAGAUGUGGGAAGGUGGUAAAGUGAAGAUGUUGGUGACAGACCUCCAUUCUCCAAUCUUGGACGAAGACGCCAAGAUGACCCGCAAGAAAAUGUUGGUCAGCUACUUCCGUAUUAACCUAAACAAGCAGAACCUGUACAUGUUUAAAUUCAUAUUUUGUGAAAUUUUAAAUUUUAUCAACAUCAUCGGCCAGAUCUACUUCACUGACAGGUUCCUGGGCUAUGAAUUCACGACAUAUGGUUCUCGCGUAGUUGACUUCAGUGAGCAGCAGUUAGGGUCGCGCCAUGAUCCCAUGGACGAGGUGUUCCCCAAGGUGGCCAAGUGUACCUUCACUAAGUUUGGUGCUUCUGCCACUCGCGAGAAAUUCGAUGGCCUCUGUGUGCUUCCUCUUAAUGUUGUCAGCGAAAAGAUCUUCAUUUUCCUCUGGUUCUGGUUCAUCAUCGUGGCAGUGUUCUCAGCUGUGGGGCUGGUGUACCGCAGCAUUACCUUCGUUCCGGCGGUGAGGCGGAUACUGCUGAGGGUCAGGUCUCGCCUCUCUACAGGAGACACUGUAGAAUAUAUUGCUGACAAGUGCGCGAUUGGUGACUGGUUCUUCCUCUACCAGUUAGCAAAGAACAUGGAUCCGUUGAUCUACAAAGAGUUUAUCAACGAACUGGCUUAUGACCUUCAGGGGAAAAGCGCGUAAAACUUGGCAUAGUGUAGUGAAGUUCCAGACAAAGUGUUUAUCUCGUAAGUGCUGUGUUACAUGUUUGAAACUUGUCUUAUUUGUUACUGAAAUAGAAAAGUCUUAUACACGAAGUCAAAUGUGGGAUUAAUCUUCUUUAUACUACGCAAUAUGCAACUUAUUCUGUGUUGUAAAUAUUAUUUUUUUAAAUAAAAAGCGAUAGAUAUUCAAAUUGCCACACACACACACACACACACACACACACACACACACACAUAUAUAUAUAUAUAUAUAUAUAUAUAUAUAUAUAUAUAUAUAUAUAUAUAUAUAUACUUUCAAACUAAUAUGCCAGUACAAUGAUCAAUGGGUAAGAAUUACAGGUUGUGAAUAGUGUGCAAUGUAUAAUGGAUCAUCGUACAAUACGUCGACUAUGCCACAAUAAUCUUACACUGUGUAGUCGUUUCAUGAGUCUACUGUUAAUAAAACAGGAUCUGUGUUUCUUUAAAUUACUCCUGAAUUUGUGAAUUAUUUUUUUUUAGAGAGAGAGGUUACAUUUAUAAGUAAAUUUUAUUUUAUAAUGGGGUGUUCAUUGCUCUAUAAGUAAGAGGUAUGUUGUAUAUGUGUAUUUGUUAUUACGGUAAAACAUUCCAUAAUAUAACUAAGGUGUAUUCAUGAACGCUAAUAAAGCCACAACUAUUAUUUUAA